Messenger RNA from Synchiropus splendidus (mandarinfish), 682 nucleotides. RefSeq names its product atonal bHLH transcription factor 7 (gene atoh7). Gene Ontology annotation, molecular function: protein dimerization activity. The record is from RefSeq and is a predicted model, not a curated record. Bases 93 to 521 code for a protein of 142 amino acids. NCBI's taxonomy places the organism in Eukaryota, Metazoa, Chordata, Actinopteri, Syngnathiformes, Callionymidae. The transcript has a single exon.
GGCUACAGGACUGGAGUAAACAUUUGGAUCAGAGGACACUGAGGAGACCUCUUCCGGCUACGCAUAUCUUCCAUUUGGACAUCUCAGACACCAUGAAAUCCCGUCGGCCCAGCUGCACUGACUCUGGAUCUGAGUCCUCAGAGCUGGACUCAAAGAGCCCGGAGAAGUACGAAACAGCAACACGACGGAGGAUGGCAGCUAAUGCCAGGGAGAGGAAGAGAAUGCAAGGGUUGAACACCGCGUUUGACCGCCUGCGGAAGGUGGUCCCUCAGUGGGGCCAGGACAAAAAGCUGUCCAAGUACGAAACCCUGCAGAUGGCUCUCAGCUACAUCAUGGCUCUUAACCGAAUUCUGACUGAUGCCAGAAGAAACAACGCUCCUCAUCGACAGUGGCUGGACCUGCAGUUUGACUGUGUGCAGGCAGAGAAUCUCCAGUACCUCAUGAGGUACGACCCUGGGUCGGGACAGGAGUACAUCCACUCCUCCUACUUCCAGUAUGAUGAGCAGCAGGUCCAUGUAUAGACUGUGUCGUUGGCUGGAUAAUCACUCAUGUUGUAUGUGACAAUGUGACUCAUCGUCUCCAAUGUAGGAGACAGUAAAUACAUUUGUAUUACAGUAUUUAUUUAUUUUUACUAGAAAGGCUUCAUUUUAAGUCUUCUAUUUUUGAACUGUUGAGCAGAUAU